UAUGUCUUUGAUCAGGGUACCAAGAAUAGUCGUUGAGCCCCCAGGGAAAGACGCUAGUGUGAACCUUCGGUGCGAAGCCGACUUAGUCAAUCCAAGUAUGCAGUCAUGGUACAAUGUUUCGUAUCUGUUUACUUGGUAUAUGGAAGGAAAACAUAUAUUCACCGAUGACAUUUGUGGACCAUUAGCGCCUGGAAGAACUGAAUAUGACUCCGUAUGCCCUGGGAAACCAUUAUUUUCUCGACUAGAGGGCAGCAAGAAAUAUUAUAAACCAAACCGAUUGAUAUCCUGCAAAGUAACUGCACGGUAUACUACAUCACCUUGGAAUAUUUGGAGCACUCCCAAGGUUGUUCCGUUUCCUUUCUUUGCAGGUAUAAAGGUUGAACCAACUGUACUAACUCUCACGGAAUGCUCCCUUGACAAAACUUAUCUCACUAUAACGCCAACUAUACCCAUUCUCAGAAGUCAGUUCGCAAGUGGCCUAGACAUUGGUUUUUGGCUACCAGCUGGUAUUAGACUGAGCAAUGGCGGAUGUAAAAUUACAUUAGAGGGCCUUAAAUCUAAAAGAGUGCGUCUGAUUACCGAAUGCAAAAGCUUCCGUAGUCCCAAUUCAGAUAAACUGAUCUAUGCAGAAAUACAAAAUCCACACAGUGAAUUUUGGAACUCAGCAAUCCACCUACCCGCUAUUUGGGUUUCUGUGAUAGACGAAUCGGACAACAUUGGUUCUUGUAGUACGACUGGGGAUCCACAUUACGGUUCACUUUUCCGGUCUUCUAUCACCUUUAUGGGACACGGAGAUUUUAUCCUCUAUCGCAAUGCAGAACGUAAUUUUGAGGUACAUACAAGGCAAUGGGUCUGUUCAGAAUCUGCGACCACCUGUAACUGUGGGGCUGUUCUUCGAGAUCACAAUGAUGUUAUUGAGUUCAACUGCAGCAAUGAAAACCGUUAUUUUGAUAGAACAACCCCAAUACGAGUUAAAGUACGCAGCAAAAAACGACUGGCACCUGGACUAUCAAUCUCACAAACCAUACCAGGAAUCAAUAGCAGAUAUGUGAUUUUGUUCCCUUCAGGAGGAAAAGUAACUAUCGACCGAUAUUCGUGGGGGCUCGAUGUCCACAUUACGGUCCCCCGGGCAAAAAGUAUUUCCAAUGAAACCGGUCUAUGUUUGUAUAAUAACGAGCCAAACGUAACAAGUUUUGCAAAGGGGUUCAGUUUGGAACCCUCGGAGAGCUACUUUAACAGACUGCCGGAUCCAGUUAAUGACAGUGCUGUGGAAUACGAGAUUCCUUGCUCUUGUAACAGAAAAGACGAGAAUGGUACUGCAGAGUGUAUUAAAGAACUCCCAGUGUACUUUCCCAAUGUCAUGGAUGGAACUGGGAAUGUAAUACUUCUCACAGGAAACUCCAACAAGAAAAAGAGGGACACACAUAUCUCGGACGAUCUCACGGACAAAGACUACGCGCUAUUUAAGGGCUUGAUAGGCUCAAACAAGUCACAUAGACGUAGACGUGCUUUGUAUAGCAAGCGUAAAUUUACAAUGGAAAAUGCAACAGAUUACUGCAUGGAAAAGGUGUCAAAAACAGACAUUGGUAACUUAUGCGCAAUACUGGGAGUAAAUGUUUCGGAAAUCAUUACUUCUUGUUCCAUCGACUUGAAGGCGAGUGGUGACCCAGCCUUUGCGAUUUCUGCAAUAUCAGUACUUCUGAAUAAUUGCGGUGAAAUUGUUGCCAGAAACCUUUCAUUGUAUUCUAAGGAGAGUAAUGUCAACACACAAGGCAAUUCCAGUUCGUCCAUCUUGACUAACAUUGCUCAAAAAAUGUGUCCAAAUGAUUGCUCGUUGAAUGGCAAAUGUGUUAAUGCCUCCUGCAUCUGUAACGAGGGAUUUACCGCAAAGGAUUGCGCAAUGUCACUUGGAAACGCACCUUUCAUAUCUAUGUUACAAGGAAGUGGUCUCUGUGAUAAGCGCCAACGGCCAUGCAAGAAGGUGACUGUGAUGGGAAAUGGCUUCAUCAACUCGACAAACGUAACUUGUCACGUGAAAGAAUACAAGGUAAUAAAUAGCUCGUGGACUCCAGACAAAACAAUCCAGCGAUUCCCUGGCGUUAUGACAGAUUUGGUAUUGGUAGAAUGUCAUUUGCCUGAUUCGCCCGUCAAGCACAAUUUCUUUGAUGACACCGUUGAAGGAACUCCUGCAGCAGGACUCUCAAUAUCGGUUUCAAAUGACGGCGCAAACCCAAGUCAUGAUGAGUUGUCAUUUAUAUCAUACGACUCUGGAUGCAUGAGUUGCAAUAUUUCUUCAGGAUGCCUUGUUAAAAGUAAUUCUUGCUUGAUAAAUCAAUAUUGCUUCGCCGCAAACGAAAUGAACCCCACUGAUUUCUGUUCUCAAUGUCUUCCGGAGAUCAGCAAAAACACAUGGACAAAACGACAAGUAAACCUUGCCCCAAAAUUUGCAUCAACCUCUCAGUAUUACGCGGUGUUUCAAGAAACUCUGGAGUUGCCUAUUGACGUUCUGGAUCCAGAAGGCAUGCCUCUAGUAGUUUCUCUCGUGAAUGGAGGUCCAACUCAGGCUAUCAUACAACAAAACGUUUUGAUAUGGAAUGCGACUAAAGAUAUCAUGACCCAUUUCUUACUCAAAGCUACUGAUGCCUGUCAGGCCGUUUCUUCGCACAAUAUCACCGUAUCUUUAGUCAACUGCCAAUGUCAAAACCAUGGAAGAUGCGUUCCUCAUCCAGAUAAACCAAGAGGAUCGGGUUAUUAUGAGUGCCAUUGCCUUCCUGGAUUUACAGGAGACAAGUGUGAGACAGACAUCAACGAGUGUGAAUUAUACCCAUGUUUAAGAGGUCGUUGCGUUGAUGGAGUGAAUAAUUUCACCUGCAUCUGCUAUCCAGGAUAUGUUGGAAGGACAUGCAAUGAAAAUUAUGACGACUGCAGUUCUUUGCCGUGCAUUCAUGGUAACUGCACUGACUAUGUUAAUGCAUAUGGAUGCAGUUGUGAGCCUGGAUACACAGGGAAGAACUGUAGCAUUGACAUCGAUGACUGCCAGGCAUCCCCUUGCAAGAAUGGAACAUGUUAUGAUGCUCUUAAUGGGUACACUUGCCAAUGCAACGAUGGUUUCACCGGUUAUGACUGUAAUGUAAACAUUGAUGAAUGCAAGUCUAACCCGUGCAUCUACGAAUGUUGUUACAGAUUGCGUAGAGCGACGAUUAAUACAAAAUGCCACAACACUUAUUACAACCCGCCGUCCAGUUAGCCCAAUGGCUAGUACGCUGGGCUGUUGUGUGGGAGGCCGGUCGAGGGUUCGAGGCCCGGCUGGACAACCACUCAAGGUCU
This is a messenger RNA of Stylophora pistillata, 3327 nucleotides long. RefSeq names its product von Willebrand factor D and EGF domain-containing protein. The record is from RefSeq and is a predicted model, not a curated record. Lineage: Eukaryota; Metazoa; Cnidaria; Anthozoa; Scleractinia; Pocilloporidae. Gene Ontology annotation, molecular function: calcium ion binding.